This is a messenger RNA of Jaculus jaculus (lesser Egyptian jerboa), 4135 nucleotides long. RefSeq names its product calcium/calmodulin dependent serine protein kinase (gene Cask). Gene Ontology annotation, molecular function: signaling receptor binding; protein kinase activity; ATP binding. Gene Ontology annotation, cellular component: basolateral plasma membrane; plasma membrane; cell-cell junction. The record is from RefSeq and is a predicted model, not a curated record. Gene Ontology annotation, biological process: protein phosphorylation; regulation of neurotransmitter secretion. The transcript has 27 exons. Lineage: Eukaryota; Metazoa; Chordata; Mammalia; Rodentia; Dipodidae. Bases 139 to 2937 code for a protein of 932 amino acids.
AGUGGAGCGUCCUGAGCACCGAGGGCUCGCGGGUCCUGAGGGGAGGCGGCGAGCCCGGAGCCGGGCACUGAGCUCUUGGGCGCCCCCAACCCCUGUUUUCGGAGCCCUCCACGCUGCGGCCGCUGUCCCCUCUGGACCAUGGCCGACGACGACGUGCUGUUCGAGGAUGUGUACGAGCUGUGCGAGGUGAUCGGCAAGGGUCCCUUCAGUGUCGUACGACGAUGUAUCAACAGAGAAACUGGGCAACAAUUUGCUGUAAAAAUUGUUGAUGUAGCCAAGUUCACAUCAAGUCCAGGGUUAAGUACAGAAGGUAAGAGAUGGAUUUCAAAUCUAAAGCGGGAAGCCAGUAUCUGUCAUAUGCUGAAACAUCCACACAUUGUAGAGUUAUUGGAGACAUAUAGCUCAGAUGGAAUGCUUUACAUGGUUUUUGAAUUUAUGGAUGGAGCAGAUCUGUGUUUUGAAAUCGUAAAGCGAGCUGAUGCUGGUUUUGUAUACAGUGAAGCUGUGGCCAGCCAUUACAUGAGACAGAUACUGGAAGCACUACGCUAUUGUCAUGACAAUAACAUAAUUCACAGGGAUGUGAAGCCCCACUGUGUUCUCCUUGCCUCAAAAGAAAAUUCAGCACCUGUUAAACUUGGGGGCUUUGGGGUAGCUAUACAGUUAGGAGAAUCUGGACUUGUAGCUGGAGGACGUGUUGGAACACCUCACUUUAUGGCCCCAGAAGUGGUCAAGAGAGAGCCUUACGGAAAGCCUGUGGAUGUCUGGGGGUGCGGCGUGAUCCUUUUCAUUCUGCUCAGUGGUUGUUUGCCUUUUUAUGGAACCAAGGAAAGAUUAUUUGAAGGCAUUAUUAAAGGAAAAUACAAGAUGAAUCCAAGGCAGUGGAGCCAUAUCUCUGAAAGUGCCAAAGACCUAGUACGUCGUAUGCUGAUGCUAGAUCCUGCUGAAAGGAUCACUGUCUAUGAAGCACUGAAUCACCCAUGGCUUAAGGAGCGGGAUCGUUAUGCCUACAAGAUUCAUCUCCCAGAAACAGUAGAACAACUGAGGAAAUUCAAUGCAAGGAGAAAACUAAAGGGUGCAGUACUAGCUGCUGUAUCAAGUCACAAAUUCAACUCCUUCUAUGGAGAUCCCCCUGAAGAGUUGCCAGAUUUCUCUGAAGACCCUACCUCCUCAGGACUUCUAGCAGCAGAAAGAGCCGUCUCUCAGGUGCUGGACAGCCUUGAAGAGAUUCACGCACUUACAGACUGCAGUGAAAAAGACCUAGAUUUUCUACACAGUGUUUUCCAGGAUCAGCAUCUUCACACACUGCUAGAUCUGUAUGACAAAAUUAACACAAAGUCUUCACCACAAAUCAGGAAUCCUCCAAGUGAUGCAGUACAGAGAGCCAAAGAGGUAUUGGAAGAAAUUUCAUGCUACCCCGAAAAUAAUGAUGCAAAGGAACUCAAGCGUAUUUUAACACAACCUCAUUUCAUGGCCUUACUUCAGACUCAUGAUGUAGUGGCACAUGAAGUUUACAGUGAUGAAGCACUAAGGGUCACACCUCCUCCCACUUCUCCCUAUUUAAAUGGUGAUUCUCCAGAAAGUGCGAACGGAGACAUGGAUAUGGAGAAUGUGACCAGAGUUAGGCUGGUACAGUUCCAAAAGAACACAGAUGAACCAAUGGGAAUCACUUUGAAAAUGAAUGAGCUAAAUCACUGUAUUGUUGCGAGAAUUAUGCAUGGGGGUAUGAUUCAUAGGCAAGGUACACUUCAUGUUGGUGAUGAAAUUCGAGAAAUCAAUGGCAUCAGCGUGGCUAACCAAACUGUGGAACAACUGCAAAAAAUGCUUAGGGAAAUGCGGGGGAGUAUUACCUUCAAGAUUGUGCCAAGCUAUCGCACCCAGUCUUCGUCCUGUGAGAGAGAUUCCCCCUCCACUUCCAGGCAGUCCCCUGCUAAUGGUCAUAGCAGCACUAACAAUUCUGUUUCGGACUUGCCAUCAACUACCCAACCAAAAGGACGACAGAUCUAUGUAAGAGCACAAUUUGAAUAUGAUCCAGCCAAGGAUGACCUCAUCCCCUGCAAAGAAGCUGGCAUUCGAUUCAGAGUUGGUGACAUUAUCCAGAUUAUUAGUAAGGAUGACCACAACUGGUGGCAGGGUAAACUGGAAAACUCCAAAAAUGGAACUGCAGGUCUCAUUCCUUCUCCUGAACUCCAGGAAUGGCGAGUAGCUUGCAUUGCUAUGGAGAAGACCAAACAAGAGCAGCAGGCCAGCUGUACUUGGUUUGGCAAGAAAAAGAAGCAGUACAAAGAUAAAUAUUUGGCAAAGCACAAUGCAGUGUUUGAUCAAUUAGACCUUGUCACAUAUGAAGAAGUAGUUAAACUGCCAGCAUUCAAAAGGAAAACACUAGUUUUAUUAGGUGCACAUGGUGUUGGGAGAAGACAUAUAAAAAACACCCUUAUCACAAAGCACCCGGACCGGUUUGCAUACCCUAUUCCACAUACAACCAGACCUCCAAAGAAAGAUGAAGAAAAUGGAAAGAAUUAUUACUUUGUAUCUCAUGACCAAAUGAUGCAAGACAUCUCAAAUAAUGAGUACUUGGAGUAUGGCAGCCAUGAGGAUGCAAUGUAUGGGACAAAACUGGAGACCAUUCGGAAGAUCCACGAGCAGGGGCUGAUUGCGAUACUGGACGUGGAGCCUCAGGCACUGAAAGUCCUGAGAACUGCUGAGUUCGCUCCUUUUGUUGUCUUCAUUGCUGCACCAACUAUCACUCCAGGUUUAAGUGAGGAUGAAUCCCUCCAACGCCUGCAGAAGGAGUCCGAUGUGUUACAGAGAACAUAUGCACACUACUUCGAUCUCACAAUUAUCAACAAUGAAAUUGAUGAGACAAUCAGACACCUGGAGGAAGCUGUUGAGCUCGUGUGCACAGCCCCACAGUGGGUCCCAGUCUCCUGGGUCUAUUAGGGCUCUCCCAAGAUAUCUGAGCAUAACUGGGAGCCGCCUCCUACGUGGAAAAGCCUCUUUGUUAUCGGCCUUGUGUCAGCAGGUCGUGGUCCCUAGAGACUACCUAGUUGUAGUGUGACCUACAUUUAUAAUUAUUGUCAUGUCCGAAUAGAUAGGAGGAGAAAAACAAUUACACACUAAUUUAAAGAGACAGUAUCUUUUUUAAUCAGUUCUCCUAAACUUUAAUAAAAUGUAUCUUUAAAUGUAUGUAUUAUUCAAUCCUUUGGAAUGUUAUAUUUUUGGAAAUCAUAGCUUUUUAUUUCCAAGGCCCCUAAAAACUGCACAAAAUAGAUGCUGCUUUCUAUAAUCUAUUUUAAUAAUAAUAAACAAUGAUUCUGUUACCUUGACUGGGGGUGAAACACUACAUUCUUUUUAGAGUCUGAUUUUAUGGAUUGGAAUAUCUUUCUUUCCUUUAUUUAUUUGAAAUAAUUAGUCUAGUGAUUACAAAACAGUCAUAAAUUUUUAAAGGCCUUUUUUCUCUCUUUUUUUUAGAAUAGUAUUUUUUUUAAGUCCUUUAUGUAACAUCCAGAUAAUGUGAUACUGUCUCUUUGAAGCACCCUGUAAACCUUUUAGAGAUUUGAAGUUGGGUCUUGACUCUUAAUGCAUGUGGACAGUCGCGAGCGUUUAUGCUGUCGGUGUGUCUGUGUUGGACAAAAAAAAAAAAAAUCUGUAAUCUACAGCAAAAUACAUUCCGUUCACGGGGCACACCCAGGGGAAUAAGAAUAAAUUGCUAUUAUGACUAAGUUGUAAACCUAUGCACAUCCCUUGCAUUUUGGGCAAAUUUAUAAAAAAAAGAAACUGAUUUUUAUUAAUAAUAAUCAUGUAGUGAAAUGUGUUUGUAAUUUUGUCUCAAUUUAAUUUGUUGUAAGGUGGGAGGGGGUAUUGCUGGUUUCACCAUUUCAGAUCUGUGUUGUCUAAGAGUAUUAACGUUUUAAUUAAGCAAAGAAAUGCGGAUUUUUAAUCUGUAUGUAAUUGUUUUAAAGCACCCAUUUAAAAAGAAAAUACUGUGCAAUGAACAAAUAUGGUUUAGGCAUUUGCUAUAAACUGAAUUAGUCCAAAAGCAUAAUCUAUAACAGCCCUGUAAAUUCCUUUAAAAUGAUAACUAACAGGACAGUCUGACCAAUUUUUUAAAAUAUACUUUCUUUUAUGUGUUCAAUAA